Durusdinium trenchii is the source of this 1806-nucleotide messenger RNA. The record is from the annotation of a GenBank genome assembly. NCBI's taxonomy places the organism in Eukaryota, Dinophyceae, Suessiales, Symbiodiniaceae.
AAGGACUGUGACUAUUGUGGAGAAUGUUACAGACCCCGAAGCCGAUGCGAGAGAAUGGAUCUGAGAAAGACAUGCAUGCCUGAACCUUCAGUUUAGAAGGUGCUGGACCUUGAUCUCCGUGCCCAGCUUCGACAGCGGCUUCUUCAGGCCGCGCAGGAAUUCCCUGAGUUCGUUCCAGGCGCACAGAAGCUGGUUCUCGGCAGCUUUGGGGCCUUAGGGAAUCCUGCCGCCUUCCACCACCCAGUGGUGCGGGAGUGCCGGCUCCACUGCAUGGCCUCUGCGACACGCCUCUUCCGCGCACACCUGGCUGCUACGCACGCGGCGCGUGCCGCGCAGGCGGCGCACGCUCCCCGGCGGCUGGAGCUGCUGUGGGAUCGGCUUUGUAUCCGACUGAAAGGCUCCAAGAUGUGUGGCGAGACAGUCCACCGGGACGUGGCCAAGUUCAAGCUGAAGGAAGAUGAGAUCUUCGGUGGUUGGAUGAACCUGGACUGCCCAGAACAAACAUUUAAUGCCCCAGCCGAUGAAUGUGAAGGCCUCUCCUUUCUCCACCCCCCAAACAGCAGGGCAUGCAUUCACGCCGGCCUCGCAAGCUUCGGUGCCGCACCGCUGGCCGCACCGGGGCCUCCAAGGUUGGAGACUCACACGCUCCACCUUGAGCUUGCAGGACUUGGCAGCCAAGACCCAGCCAGGCGUGGUGACCACCGGUGUUUUGGUGAAGACUCAGGGAGUUCCACUCCUGCCAAGUGGACAGCAGCCCCCAAUGUAUGCGAAGAAUCACUUGAACUUCUGGCGUGAAGGGCUGAUCACCUGGUCAAAGCAAUCGAUUCGAGACAGUUGCAAGGAGCUCACGCGCUGUGGCCCUACAGAGCUGCGCUUGGUGCCGCGCUUCUUUCCCAGCCUGGAAGCUCUGGGCUUGCCCCUGUAUGCGAACUAUACUGAAGAAGAGCUAAACAUCAUGAGGCCUGCAGAGGAGUGGCGGAUCUUUGGAAAGCACUACCGUCUGUGGCCAGACUUUGAACCGGUGUCCUUGCGGCCCUUCAUGGAGGUGGAGGUGGGCCAGAAGAGGACCUGGAGUGCCAUGGACAGCUGAUGGACUUUGGCUUCGAAUGUGGCUUCAGCCGAGGAGCAAACCCUGGCCGCGCGGAUUUCAGCUUCAUAGGUGAGGCUCACUUCUUUCGACACUUUACACUCCAACUUCUGAAAGCGCUAGCGGCACAAAGCUCUAUGCACCAUGGAAACUGCUUCCUCCCCAAGGAAGGUCCGUGGUUGGACUGGGAUUCGGAAGGUCCGCAAAGAUCCGCAAAGGAGAUCCUGUUCGCUUGGAAUUCACAGAGCUAUCCGAGCGACGGAGUUGUGACCGGAGAAAGAGAGAGAGAGAGAGACAGAGAGAGAUUGUGAGCAGAGAUCUGCCCGUGGAAUUCGUGAUAUUAUCCGUGAGAUCAUGGAAGCAGUGAAGCAAUGCAGUUGGAGUGCAGUUGAAGCAAAAGAUGUUGGCUGCACAGGCCAGUGAAACUGUGAAACCAAAGGGUGCCAAGAUUUUGAACAAGCAUUCGAGUGCAGUGACACUUGGGACCCUUUGGUCCCUUUAUCGUCAUUGAUCGCACAACACAGUCGGAGCGAGCAUGGAGCAUGUAGUGUUUCAGUUUCGUCACCAAGACGAUGAGGGUCAAUGGUUAAUUGGCACAGAGCAGAGCUGCUGCUUUGCUGAUUUGUAGCACUCGACUCUCAACUAACCUGCUGCUGGCGCCUGACACCUACCAUCACUUACCUAUCAAGGCCCUGUACAUCAUCGUUCAUACUGCAUGC